Molecule: messenger RNA, 251 nt
Organism: Meloidogyne enterolobii
Lineage: Eukaryota; Metazoa; Nematoda; Chromadorea; Rhabditida; Meloidogynidae
Source: the annotation of a GenBank genome assembly
AUGUUUAUAUUCUUUCCGGAAAAACAUUAUUUUUUUGUUCUCAACUUUGUUUAUUACACUUUCCGGAAUGUUUGUAGUAUUGUGAGUUAUAUUCUUAAUGUUUUUAAGUUUCCCCUGUUUGUCUAUUUGUUUUCCGGAAUGUUUUUUUAAAUAAACGAAUGUUUCUGUUUCAUCAAUGUUUAUAUCAAAGUUUAUAUUCUUUCCGGAAAAACAUUAUUUUUUGUUCUCAACAUUGUUUAUUACACUUUCCG